GACGCCGCGCUUCAGCCAAGGGCAGGAGAGUGACCCGGAAAUGAGACGAAGCCGAGAUGUCAUCAACGUGUUCGUUUAAACUAUUAUUAAUAAUAAUUAUUAUUAUUUUUCUUAUCCAUCGCAUUAAGUUCCAAUUACCGAGUUAAUUUAGUACAACGCAGUUGCAGGCAUUUCUUUUUUUUAAACAAAAUAUUCCACGUAACGAGUCGUGGCCGCAAUCGAGGGCGGGCCAUGGCGCCCAGAUUGAUGAAUCAGACUGCGGGAGAAAAUCCGAUGAGCUAUAAAGCUCUUGCGUUCACAGAUGUCCAGUUGGGGCGGCCAAUUAUCGAGUGAUACACGCGGGACGAAAACGAGCAUCAACAGCGUGCGAGGAGGUGCCAACACUGUCCCGUCGAUGGAACAGAUGGGGAUUAGUCCACGCCUGCUGUGCCGCCGUCUCCUGGCGAGCUGGGGCGUGGCACCUCGACGCCCGCCUGGACAGGAAUUUCACGACAUUUGCGUGAUCCACCAACUCUAGACCCCCACAGUGCUGGGUUACAGGGCCACGUGCGUAAGCCACCGCCAGCCGCCCGGGUUUUGCUGUUGCACGUGAAUGUGCCUUAGUGGUUUAGUGCGUAAAUGUGUUUCUUCGUGCGUAGCUUCGCCGGCCAAGUCGUAAAUUAUAAAAAUAUGGAAAUUGUGUUGUGCUCUUGCGGAACAACUGACGAUGGUUUGGCACUGAACUUAUGCAAACUGUGCGACCUAUGAACAUAUUAAAUGAACAUAUUAAAUGCGCGGGCGUAUGCACCGCAGUGGCUGUGUUUCGUAUCGCUUCAGUGACGGGUCUUCUGGCAGUAGGGGUUCCCACUUUCAGUAAUUUGCGAAUUGUAAAAUGAUGUUUUGGUAAAUUUGGACGACAAUGGCUUACUCUUGCGAAUGACGUCACUGGAUCUUUUACGUCUAUGGUGAAACGAAAGCCGCGUGUUUGUAGUAUUAACCAGGGGGGCAUGCCGAAUUCACACCGCGAUAACCGCACGGGAAUCCGAUAAGCUAUGCAGCUCUUUUCACAGAUGUUCAUUAGGGGCGUCUCAGAACGUUUCCACAACAAACAAUACUGAAACACGAUCGGAGUACAACGUAGAGGAAAGAGUGCUGCGGUGCGGAUGCGCUUUGCUGUACAUAAAGAACCCGUUUUCCUGAACGGGGAAAAUAAACAUCCUCUAUGACGAAAGAGCUUUAGGUAAAUAAAAGUAUCCACUGUUAAUUGUGAACAAAACAAUGAGACCUUGCCCGGCUUUGCAAUUUCGGUCAUCAUUCGUGCGCUGCAGACUCGUGUUAUUGGGCAUGAAACAAAAAGCGAAUAGCAUUAUAUUUGGCUCAGAAACACUCUAUUCGUGAUGAGAAUCCAUGAUCGUAUUUCUAAAUCGCGCCUCUUUUCUUUUUUCGUGUGUGUGUCGGUCACGAUUCAUCUGCUCUACCCACUCGGCGGGCGCGUGGGGGAUGGGGGACGGACACGCGCGGAAUAAUAUGCGACGCGUGACGGCGGCUCGGAGUCUGCCUCCUGCCGCUUAUAAAGCCCUGCAAGGACAUCGCCCCCCGGUCGAUCGGCAAAGCCCUGGCCGAGCAUGGCUCCUCCUGCGAUUCGUGCUUGGAGCUUGGUGUGGAUCGUGUGGCAGACAUGUAUUUCUUUCUCCCAGGAGUCUGAACAGCAGAGGAGGGAUAUCGUGAAACGGUCAGGCAUGGAUGGACUGGAUGAGUUGAUAAAAGAGUCCAGCUAUGAUGGUAGACUCAGGCCUAACAUGUAUGGGUCCCCAGUUCUUGUCAACUGCAGCGUUCUAGUGAAGAGUUUUGGGCCUAUUGAAGAAAACACAAUGGACUACAUGAUGUUGAUAUACCUGCAGCAGAGCUGGAUUGACUCCCGCAUUGAGAGUAUUUACUCUGCCGGCCACUAUCAAAAGGACUUCUUGGACCUCGCCAACAACUACAUCGACACCGUGUGGACGCCCGACCUCUUCUUUGAAAACGAGAAGAGUGCAGCGUUCCAUAACGUCUCCGCGAAAAACAGGAUGCUGAGAAUAUUCAGAAACGGAGCCGUGUUCUACUCCAUAAGAUUGUCACUGACUCUCGCUUGUCCUAUGAACCUGGAAUAUUAUCCGUUGGACACCCAGGAGUGCAGAAUAAACCUGGAGAGCUUUGGAUACACGACUCAAGACCUAAUUUUCCAGUGGGAUGAGAACGAGCCUCUGGUUGUAGCUACAAACCUCUACACUCCUAAGUUCAAGCUGUCUAAUCACACAGAACUGGGCGACUGCUCCAAAGAGUACUUGACUGGUACGCAUUCUUGCAUCAACGCCACCUUCUAUCUGCACCGUGACAUGGGCUACUACCUCAUCCAGGUCUACUUUCCCAGCUGCCUCCUGGUCAUCAUCUCCUGGCUCUCGUUCUGGCUCAGCGUUGAAUCCACGCCGGCUCGCGUGAGCCUGGGGAUCACCACCAUCCUCACCGUCACCACGCAGAUGACCUCGGCGAAUGCCGCCCUGCCCAAGAUGUCCUACAUCAAAGCGAUGGACGUGUGGAUGGCCGCGUGCCAGGUGUUCGUGUUCGCUGCUCUUCUCGAGUCCACCGUGGUGAGCGUGACGAAGCAGCACGUCGUCAGUGGCAAGGCGGAGACCAGGGAUCAGGCCCGUGAGAGAUCGCUGGUGCGAUCCCGUCAAAUCGACUACAUUUCACGCGUCCUCUUCCCGCUGGCCUUCGUGAUAUUCCUCACCAUCUACUGGUUCUCUUACAAGAACACACCCUUCUUCGAUUAGCGCUGCAUCAAGAGAGAGUCCCUCCUCUGCUGGACAUACUCGACCGCGCCUUUCAAUGUUGAGCCAUACAACGCGCACAUUGCCCUCCACGUUUAAGUAAUGCAUUGCCACGAUGCGUUAAAAAAAAUGAAAUUACUGUGUGGCGGUCUGCGGACCGUGGCCCCCUUGGGCGAGGUAAUCUGUGGAUAAGAGGCGUUUUGUGCAAAGCGGCUCACGUGCAGCAUUUCGUGUGUGCAACCGCAUCGGUCUACAUAACCAAAGCGAUACCCAGGUUAAUAACCACAGCGAUACCCAGGUUCUCACCCCGGUUAAACAACAUUAACUUGACAGAACAUGGGCGAAUUACAGUGGGAUUUCGCCAUGUAUUGCUGUAAUAAAUGUGGCAACUGAAUCAUUAUCAUGGUUGUGGACAAUAUGAGUACUGUAGAGUAUAACAAAAUAAACGAGCAGAAAAUUCGCAUCGUUCACACAUCUAUCGCUCCAUGGAUAAAAAAAAACUAAUUUACUUAAACAUCCCAUCAGCCAUGCGGCCUUCUGGUAGUGCAUAAAUUAAGCUACAUGUAUUAAUUAAUCACAAACAUUGGUUAAUCACAAGCAAUGUAGGCACUACUUUCACCAUUCAGUGUCUCAUUUGGAUAGUCAGGCUUGACAUCCAGAGUUAGGCUUGUCCGGAAUUUAUGCUAGUGAACUGUCAGAUGUUUAGAUAUGGAUCUCGGUUCAAUGCAAAACGUAAUAACAUGUAACACAAUAUAGUAAUUGGCGUAGUUAUAGAGACUAUACGUAACAAAGACUCUGACGUUUCUAAAAGUGUUUGAAAUAGAUGGCAAUAUAUUCCCAUACUCAUCUGCUUGGGUUUUAACCAGAUCUAAAUCGUAUGACCAUAUUACUCAUACUAGCUUGUUUGCCCGGCCUAGGACGGAAGCUGGAAUAUUUACGAAAAAAACUGAGCAGAGUAUAAUUGUAUCAUGUGUAAAUUUAAUGGCUGUGAAUCUUGCACGAAAGUAUGUCA
This is a messenger RNA of Petromyzon marinus (sea lamprey), 3798 nucleotides long. Lineage: Eukaryota; Metazoa; Chordata; Hyperoartia; Petromyzontiformes; Petromyzontidae. The record is from RefSeq and is a predicted model, not a curated record.